AUGUCACAACAGAUCGACGCAACUUUCCAAGCCAAAGACUGUGAAUCGCCUAUUCAGAGCAUUAAUAAUCCACAAAACGUCAACCCACUUCAGAUUACGAGGCCAAUCGAAAAAAUGACCAAAUUUUCCAUUCUCGUCAAGAUAUGUGUCUUCUUCUUCGCCCUUCACGGCAUCCAGAUCUCCAUCGCUCUGGGGAGAUCGACCUUACGGACAUAUUACAACAACCAGCAUCUCGAAUCAAUUCUCAGAGCAUGGGAAAUUACAGACAAGGCAGAACGUAUUCAAUUGUUCACAAAUUAUUACGCGGAGCAGACAGAACUGAAAGCUUUUCAGACUCCACAUGCUAUAGACUUUGUCUUCCAACAUAUGCAUUCCCCGGGAGAUGAUUUCGUUGAGCAGUGGAUGUUUGAUGAAGCUUUGAACAUUGCAGAUCAGGAGGAUAAGGAAAGGAAGUCUGGCUUGGCUUAUGGAGGGCCAUGGUGGGAGGUGCCAUUUGGGCUCCAUUACAGGCACAGGUUCAAUUUGACGUCUUUGGAGAAGUUUGGCGUGGAGGAGCUGCGAGAUUUGGUUUGGGAUAUGUACCAAAGUGAGUUUGAAAUGGAAAAGCGACGGAAAAGAAGCGAGGAAAUCAAUGAGGACUUAUGA
This is a messenger RNA of Cadophora gregata, 645 nucleotides long. RefSeq lists its product as uncharacterized. NCBI's taxonomy places the organism in Eukaryota, Fungi, Ascomycota, Leotiomycetes, Helotiales, Ploettnerulaceae. The transcript has a single exon. The record is from RefSeq and is a predicted model, not a curated record. The coding region runs from base 1 to 645 and encodes 214 amino acids.